Messenger RNA from Heterotrigona itama, 3995 nucleotides. Lineage: Eukaryota; Metazoa; Arthropoda; Insecta; Hymenoptera; Apidae. The record is from the annotation of a GenBank genome assembly.
UUAAGUGGUACAUUCAUAAGUAUUGAAAACGAAGAUGACGAAGAGGUAGGAAGUUUUUCUGCUUAUUAAUAAUAAAUAACAACAUACAAAAAAAAAAUACAACUUGAAAUUUAAAUUAUUUUCAAAUUUUUCUUUUAAAUAUAUCAUAGCGUAUUCGAUAAUUUGUUCUACUAAUAAUUUGUACUAACAUAUGAUUUUAAUUUUCUAUUAACUACUUUGUACUAACAUGAUUUUAAUUUUCUACUUAAAAUUGUAUACAAAAUAGCUCGAUUGUUUACUAUUAAUAGUAUCUACGGUCAUAAUAAGAAAAUAUCAAAUUUCCAUCAAUUAAUGAUUACAUUGUCAAUUUCACAAGAAAAUGAGAAGUUAAAAGGACUAAUGGUUUAUCCCUAGAUUCAUUGCACGCAUGUACAUAAUUAAAAAGUGACACUCGCGAAAAAAUCGAAAAAUGGGCAGUAUACUGACAACCCUGGCUACCAUUGGCAUCAGCAUUAUUUUUUAUCCUUUCUUAUUUCUUUGCUACGUUUACAUUCUCUUCAUUAUGAUUGUCUUUAACAUUGUACAUUCGUUCUAUAUUUUUCUCAUACUGUUACUUAACAGUCUCUCAGAUAGUAGAAUUACUGAUUAAGACUAUUACGUGAGUUACUUAUAAUUUACAAAUAGAAAUAUGACUUUCAAUUAUUCAUGUAUACGUGUAUUGGACAAGAUUUGCAUUAUUGCCUUGCUUUCAGGAUUUUGAAGAUGCCGAAUCUAAUAUCGAAACUGAAGAUACAAUGCAAUCGCAAAGCACGUGAAAACUGAUACGAUUACUUCCGGUUAUAUGAAAAGAAUUAUAAAAAUUAUACGAUUUUAUUCGUACAUACUCGUUAUUCGUUAAAAUAAGAAAUAAAAUAUUCUUCGCAAAAUAAAGAGCUUAUUUUGAAUAUGAAUAAAAAUAUUUUUGUUAAUGUUCAACUCUCGUACCAAUUAACAAUUGAUCACACAUGUAUAUCAAAAAAUAUAUAUUGAGAUAUGUUGAAAGACUACAUAUGUACGACUUACUUGUGUACUAAUUUUCAUAUCUGUUUCAAAAAAUAUAUAAAAUAUAAAUAAAAUAAUAUAUAACUUUUAUAUAUUAUAUAUUUUGCUUUACAGGAUAAUAAACUGCUAAUAAUAAAGAUAUCUACAGAUAUCGGUAGUAUAUUGCUCUCAUAAUUUUAAUCUGGAAAUAAUUAAUUAAUUAAUUAAUUUAAACAAAAUGAAGUUAAUUUAAAUUCGCAAUUAAUGUUCGUAUAUGUUUGCAUGUAUGUAUACAGAUUUUUAGAGGCAGGCGCAAAAGUUAGUUCGAAGGAUGCCGGUAUGAAAAUCGUGUGGCGUUACAGAACAAAAACAUGGUAGAGACGUGCUUGAGUUUAUCGUGUGCAUUUCAAUUCAAUCACAGCUAAGAGUGUUAAUCAUUCUAAUUAUGUGAAAGUAAAUUAGUCAGAUAUACAAUAUUUUUGACUUUAAGGUUUAGUAAAACAGGCUCUUCCUCGGCAAGAAGCCUCUUUGCUGCAAUGGUAACAGUAACGAAGUUGAUGCUUAUCGCAGUUAUUUACGGUAAAUUUAUUCAUCUCAAUUGACUAUUUGUAAAAGACAUCUUGAUAAAUACAGUUUGAUAAAUGUGAAACUAAUAUUAAGUAAAUUGUUUCAUAACCUUCAAAUGCUGCCGAUCGAUAACUUGCUGAAGUAGUUUAGCACUAAAACGCUUUAAUUUGAUUUUUGUUCAUUGAUUUAAUUUAUUUAACUUUAAAAUAACGGCUAUUUUAAUCGAUGUUUUAUUUCAAGUAACAAACUGCAUGUGUAUUCGACUCAAUUCAUAAAAAUUGAUUACAUUGAAAUUUUGGUAUAUAAUAUUUUUUUAAAGAUUCGAAAAUUUAUCUUCUUUUCAUUUGCGUUUAAAUAAUUACAUUUAAUUUAUAUACAUAUGUUGCUUAAGUUAAAUUUACUUGUUUUACGUCACUAUUUUUAAGUAUAAUUAGUAUUAUUGAAACAUAAUUCAGCUUUUUCAGGUGUUUUUACUCCUGUAAUAGCAUCACGUGUACUUGAAUUAAGUGACAGGUACAUAAUGAUUUUUUAUAUUUUAUAAUCAUAAAUAUAUGAUAUUUAUAUGCAUAAAAUUUUAUAUAUUAUUAUCUAAUUUCCUUUAUAGAUUUUUGGAUAUUCAUAAAGAUGGACAGUGGCUUGUUAUGGUAUAAAUAUGAAAUACAUGAUAUAUUUAUAUUUCUAUAUGAAAUUAUUGCUUAUAAACAUUGUUUCUUUUAAAGAUGUAUGCACCAUGGUGCGCACAUUGCAAAAGAUUAGAACCAAUUUGGGCUCAUGUAGCACAACAUUUACAUGCGACAUCGAUAAGAGUUGGAAGAGUUGAUUGUACUAGAUUUACAAGUGUUGCUCAUGCUUUUAAAGUUAAAGGAUUCCCAACUAUUGUAUUUUUAAAAGGUGAGCAAGAAUUUAUAUACCAUGGGGAUAGAACAAGAGAUGAAAUAAUAAAAUUUGCAUUAAGAGUGAGUGGUCCGCCUGUUCAAGAAAUAACAAAAACUCAAAGUUUUGACACGAUUAAAAAGGAACGUGAUCUGUACUUUUUAUAUGUUGGAGAACGAUCUGGACCAUUAUGGGAAUUUUAUCAAAAGACUGCAGAUGUGUUCCAGCCACAUGCAUUUUUCUAUCAAUCUCAUCCAACUGUUGUUAGUAAACAUGCUCCUGUGGAAAAUAUUCCAGCAUUAUUUGUGUAUAAGGAAAAUUUACAUUAUAAUUUUAGUGGACAUGAAGUAGAUAAUAUAGAAAAAUUAAAUGAGACAAUGUAUAAAUGGAUAAAUGCAGAACGUUUUCCUACAUUCCCAAAAGUAACAAGAGGAAAUAUAAAUCAACUUUUUUUAACAAAUAAAAAUUUGGUAUUGGCAGUAGUAGAAGAAAAUCAACUAGAAGAAAUACCACCACACAUGACGCGAUUCAAAGAUAUGGUUGAAUCUAUAAUUAAAAGCAAACGAGAAAAAUAUCACGAUCAUUUUCAGUUUGGUUGGAUAGCUAGUCCAGAUCUAGUCAAUAGUAUAGCAAUGAUGGUUUUGCCAUUACCAAGUUUAAUUGUUAUUAAUACUACAACAAAUCAUCAUCAUAUUCCAGAAGAUGAAACAGAAAAACUGACUCCUCAUGUGAUAGAGUUGUUCCUAGAGCAAAUUCGAAAUGAAAGUGCUCCGCGAUAUGGUGGAAACAAUUGGUUGAUACGUAUAUAUAGAUCGUGGUUUGAAUUAAAAACAACCCUUUCCGCAAUGUGGAUGGGUAAUCCCAUUUUAACAAUGGUUUUGUUUGGUUUACCAGCAGGAUUCUUGUCAUUAAUAUGUUAUGGUAUUUGUUGUCCAGAUAUUUUAGAUGCAGAUGACGAUGAAGAAGACCAUCCAGGAGCAAAUCAUAUGAAAAAAGAUUGAAAUUGGAUUAUUAUAUUGUUUAUAUUAAACAGUUUUGUAAAAUUGUAAAUCUGUGAUUCUUAAUUUCAUUUAGUCAGUAAAGUGAAAGAAAUUUUAUGAAUUAUGAGUAGGAUGAUAAAGAUAAAUUACCUUAGCUAAAUGGAACUUUCAUAAGACAAUACAAAUCAUGUAAGUAAACGAGCUUUUUUAAAUCACAUAAAAGAAUUUGUCUCAUAUUACAUAAUAUAAUUGAAGUAUGAAAAUGUACUAAGUUUUAUGUGAAGAAUGUAUGUGGUAAAUAAUGUUCUGUAUACUUAUAUUUGAAGUUACAAAUGUAUGUUAAUUUGUAUAAAUAUAGUGAAAAGUACCUCAUAUCAAUGUUUAUGUAAAGUUUGAAUAUUUAACUUAAAACAUGAUAACUGUUUUAGUGUAUAUAUUUAUCUACAUUUAAUAAAAAAAAGUAAUACUACUUAAAUAUUUUUUUUAGAUAAACAUAAAUUAAGUUAAUUAAAUAAAAGAAUAUUGACGGCAAGGGACAUUGUAAAAAUUUGAAAAUAAAAUAUGAAUUAAAAUAAA